CCCGGGUGAAGUGCGAGACGGUGAUGUCUUGCUGUUUCGGGAAAGUGCCGGCCCCCAGACCUAACCCGGAGUGCGGACGUUCAGGGACUUGGAAUCGCAGCUGGUGUUUGGGUUGGAGGACUUGAGCGACAUCUCCCGAAGAGCUGCCAUGUCUGGGAAUAAUGUAUCUUCCUCAGGACAGAACAGCAGCUAUGAAACAAAAACCUCAAAUCUUCGAAUAUCAGAGAAGAAAUGUUCAUGGGCAUCCUACAUGACCAACUCCCCGACUCUCAUCGUUAUGAUUGGCUUGCCAGCCCGGGGCAAAACCUAUGUGUCCAAGAAACUCACACGCUACCUCAACUGGAUCGGGGUGCCCACCAAAGUGUUUAAUCUUGGGGUUUAUCGGCGUGAAGCAGUCAAAUCAUAUAAGUCUUAUGACUUCUUCCGGCAUGACAAUGAAGAGGCUAUGAAGAUCCGCAAACAGUGUGCUGUCGUGGCACUGGAAGACGUUAAGACUUACCUCACUGAGGAGAGUGGGCAGAUUGCGGUUUUUGAUGCCACCAAUACAACCAGGGAGAGGAGGGACAUGAUUUUGAACUUUGCCAAGGAGAAUUCUUUCAAGGUGUUCUUUGUAGAAUCUGUCUGUGAUGAUCCUGAUGUCAUUGCUGCCAACAUCCUGGAAGUGAAGGUGUCAAGCCCCGAUUACCCUGAAAGGGACAGGGAGAAUGUGAUGGAAGACUUCCUAAAGAGAAUUGAGUGCUACAAAGUCACCUAUCGACCCCUUGACCCAGACAACUAUGACAAGGAUCUUUCUUUCAUCAAGGUGAUAAAUGUGGGCCAGCGAUUUUUAGUGAACAGAGUCCAGGACUACAUCCAGAGCAAGAUAGUCUACUACCUCAUGAACAUCCAUGUGCAACCUCGCACCAUUUACCUUUGCCGGCACGGAGAGAGCGAGUUCAAUCUCUUGGGGAAGAUUGGGGGUGACUCUGGCCUAUCAGUGCGGGGAAAACAGUUUGCCCAAGCUCUCAGGAAGUUUCUGGAGGAACAGGAGAUAGCAGAUCUCAAAGUGUGGACGAGCCAGUUGAAGAGGACUAUCCAGACUGCUGAGUCCCUGGGGGUGACCUAUGAGCAGUGGAAGAUUCUGAAUGAGAUUGAUGCUGGCGUGUGCGAGGAGAUGACCUAUGCAGAGAUUGAGAAGCAGUACCCAGAUGAGUUUGCACUUCGAGAUCAAGAGAAAUAUCUAUAUCGAUAUCCUGGUGGGGAGUCGUACCAGGACCUGGUGCAACGGCUGGAGCCUGUCAUCAUGGAGCUGGAGCGCCAGGGCAACGUCCUCGUCAUCUCCCACCAGGCGGUCAUGCGCUGUCUCCUGGCCUACUUCUUGGAUAAGGGCGCAGAUGAGCUGCCAUACUUGAGGUGCCCUCUCCACACCAUCUUCAGACUUACUCCUGUGGCCUACGGGUGCAAAGUGGAAACCAUUAAACUCAACGUGGAAGCUGUGAACACUCACCGGGACAAGCCAACUAACAACUUGCCCAAGAACCAAACCCCUGUAAGGAUGAGAAGGAACAGCUUUACACCUCUGUCCAGUUCGAAUACAAUAAGGCGUCCGAGAAAUUACAGUGUUGGGAGCCGGCCCCUCAAGCCCCUCAGUCCUCUCCGCGCCCUGGACAUGCAAGAAGGGGCCGACCAGCCGAAGACCCAAGUCAGCAUUCCGGUGGUGUGACUGCGUGUUUCCCUCCGGUCGUGGCCUCCUGCCCUCGUCACUAAUCACCGGGGGGCCAUUUGGCUUCCAACCCCCACCCCCAGCACCCCGCCAUGACUCUUAACACGGCGCGUGAGGCUGGGUGUUUUUAGACCCAACCCAUCUCUUCUGCAGUGUGAAGCGGCUCCCCAUUUAUGGGCAAGUUGACGAGCUGUGUGUUUUAGAGCAGGUCCUCACUCGGGGUGGCCUGGAGGAGGAGGAAAAGGGAUGAUGACCUCUGGGGUGAUUAGCAUGCCUGGGGCUGAGGCUGAGCAUGGCCAGUACACUUGGUUCUCCUCAGCCCGUGGCGCCUAAAGUCACUAAAGUUGUUAUGGGGGUGCCAUGGGGGUGGGGUGGAGGGGGACACAGAAGCCCAUUUUCCCAUCACUUUUGCCCCUUUGAGGUGUGCCUUACUCACAGUUCUUACCUGCCUGCUUUCCUCCCCUCCCUCAUCUCCGCAUUGGAUUGUCUGGUGUGCUGCAUGCCGUUGUCACUGUGGUGUCUGCCUAGGAGGGAAGGGGAGGUUGGCGAGAGAGAAGUCCAGGCUCCAUUGAUUUCUCUCAACAGCGGGUCCGCAUGGUGUGGGCGGGGGAAGCCUUUCUUUUCCCUUGUCCCUUUCUCUCAAGCUAGGUCCUGCAAGGGUCAGCCUAGGCUAUACAACACUCACAAAUACUGAGAUGCUCUGGAGCCAGUAAGUGGAUACAGGGUGAGAGUUCUCGCCUCUUUCACGAGAAGUAGUCCUAAGGGAUUGAUGCCCGGGGGAAAGCUGGCUCUGAGAAUGUAGGAAACACCUUGGUUUGUAUUUUUCACUUCAAGAUCCAGGCACAGGUCUUUUGGCGGCUGUGGAGUCAAGUUUAGGAGUGCGGUGGUCUCUAGCUGCUGCAGGGCUCUUUUAGAGCAGGUCAUAUUUUUUCUCCAGUGGCUCCCAGCUUCUUUGCCACCCGCUGCAGGCCAGUGGCCUCUGGGGCCAUUUAGAAGGACAGUCCCCGCUGAUGCAGGAGUCACUACUGACGUUUCACUUGCUCAAGUCAAAAGGCAGUAGAGUUCACUGGAGCUGCUUAUUAUUUUCCAGUAAUUUUCAAAACUCCUUUUUAAGUUGGAAACUCUGGAGGAGUCUUGGGACCCUGUGGGGUGUAGCUCUUCACUGCUCGUGUUUCCCUAUUCACGUCUGUCAUUUUAUUUUCUCAUAGGGCUAAACAGGAAAUGUUUACAGAAGGGAUUCUUAGCCCCUUGGUGACUCAUGAUAGCAUGCUUCUCCCCCAAAAUUUGUAUGCAAAACAUAUGAAUACGUGGGCAUUUUUCUGAGAAGCAAGUCUAGAGUUCUCAUGAAAUCUUUAAUUUCAAUUUUUUAUAUUAAAAAAUUGGGGAAAAAAAAGGAGAGAAAUGACUCCAUCUUAAAGUUAUUAAUUUGUCUUUUAGAAGUAACCAGUGAGAACAAGUUAGUUAUUUGCCAAGGGUGUUUUCGGUAAUAGAAGACCUUUUGUUACUGUUCUUAUCUGGGAGUAUUCGUUAGAACCCCCUUUAGAACUUUUGAAAUGUGCACAUGCCUGGGUCUGCUUGGGGCUUAACAUUCACUCAGAAUCUCUGGGGUUGGGAUCUGCACACGCGUGUGUUUACACGUCUUCCCUGUCGAUCCUGAUUCAUGCAGCAGGUUCAAACUCCAUUCUAUGAAAUUGGGUGACAAAUACUGGGAUAGUAGUUCCUUGGACACAGCAGCAACCUCGGAAUUCUGAAUCCCCCAUGAAGUUAGAUGUUUAGCAGAUCGCAAUAUUAAAUGAAAUGACCCCCUCAAAAGCAGGCUGCUGUGUUUUUGAGGGUUAUUCUAGGUUCUAGUCCCCUCUUUAACCCUUUACAUUGCAGGGUGGUGUGGAACAAAUCACGAUGUAAAUAAGUGUCCUUUAUAAUAGCUGGGAAUUUGAAGCACCCUGGAGAAAGUACUGAGAUAAACCUGUAGGAUGAGAAAGGUUAUCAUCACAGGCAGCUGACUGGUGACCUUGAGUCCUUGAUUCUUGUAUCUUGAAUAGGACAUCACAGUGAGUUUCCCAAGGCUGCUUGCCCAGAUUCUGCUUGAAAUUACAUCAGUGUGCGCUUCCUGUUUAGCAUUUGCAUAAGUGUACCCAGUGUCUCAAUUUGUGAGGCUUUGGGCUGGGUGGGAGUAGGCGUGGAGGAGUACAUAGAAGUAGAAGGAAAGGUGCUUGCCCCAAAACAAGUUAAUUUAGAAACAGGGCAUAUAAUUUAUAGUAAGUGAGCAUUUGCACAAGAGCAAUACCUUGUAAGUGCAGGCACUAAAGUGGAGUACAGAUUGUUUCUCCUGACCUUUCUCUUGUCCUUGGCUAUGCGAUUAAAAGAGUUGGGAGAAUGAGUUGUGGUCUAGGACAUAUGUGUAGCACUUUUUGGUGGUUGCCUCAUCUAUUUUGCUUGGCUGGUGGUAUCUGCAGCCCAAAUGAGCAUUCAUUCCACCUUUUCUUCUGCUGAGCUGUGAAAGUAAUUCAGAGUUAAUGAAUGAGAAGGAGCAUUUUGAUCUAAAGACUUUGGAUUUGGCCUGCACAUAUACUUAGUGAGAGGAGAAGUAUCUAACAAACUAAUGCUUUGUUACCUUGGUAUGAGCCCCAGCAUUAGCCACAGGUCACUGGGAUGUUCAUGUGGAUGGCUUCUCUGCACUACCCCAUGUGCUAGUUUGCUUCCCUCAGAAGAACAGCCUGAGGUGGUCUUACUACUCUCAGAUAGGACACAAGAAAUUACAACUUGAGAACAGCAAAGGUGUCAGCAUUCUUCAAUUUUUAGAGCAAGAUCUCUAGAGAGGGUUCAGCUCCUCUCUAGGAAGAAGCCAGGAGAACACAGGAUGGCAUGGAGCUCCAGAUUUUACACGAGUCCUGUCUUUGUUUCCCUGCCCUCCUCUCUCAUUUUUACUUGGUUGUGCAUUGGUAGUAUAUCAACAUUACUGUGAUUAUAUCUAUAUCACAAAUCCUACAAGAAAGGGUGGACUCCAGAGUACUUUUUUGCUGAGUCUUCAGUUUUGUUAUGGGAGAAAUUGGUGAAGGCUUUAGCAUUUAUCAAUUGACAGAAAAUUGGGAAAGGAAAAUCACUAUAUUCAAUUUUUUUUCUAUUUUUAGUUAUAGUUGACAUUCAUUUUCUAUUUGUUAUUGCUUUAAAGCUGAAUGAGGCCCUAGACAGGUAGCUCAGGUGGUUAGAGUGUCGUCUUGAUAUGCCAAGGUUGUGGGUUGGUUCCCCAGGCAGGGCCCAUACAAAAAUCAACCAGUGAAUGCAUAAAAAAGUGGAACAACAAAAAUGAUAUUUCUCUUUCUCUGAAAUCAAUUAAAAACCCCCAAAGAGCUGGAUGAGGAAUUCUGUGACAGACUUGAAAGGGAAAUCUAAAGUAGAUUUAAUCUAAAGCUUCUCUUUCUAUCUUCUAAUCCUCAGAAUUGAAUUAGCUGUUACUUAUUAUCUGUAAUGUCUUGGUUUUGUUCUGUAAAGGGAUUAUUUUACAAUCCUUUGGAAAAUAGAAUAGGAAAAUAUUUUAAAACUUUUAAAACUUUGUGUUAAGUGUUCUUAUCAUUCUCUCCUUUUUUAAAAAUCCUCACUUGAGGAUAUGUUUUAUUGAUUUUAGAGAGAGAGGAAGGGAGAGAAAGAGAGGAACAUUGAUGUGAGAGAGAAAUGUCAAUUGGUUGCCUCCCAUAUGUGCCCUGACCAGAGACUGAACCCACAGCUUUUUGGUGUGUGGAUGACAUUCUCCAACCGACUGAGCCACCUAGCCAAGGCUGUCACUGGUUUUUGUUUUUUUGUUUUUGUUUUUCCCCCCAAGAAAUUUGUAUUCCUAGGCUGAACAGUUGAGUGUUUCCCGUGAAGUUCUGGCUCUUCCUCUUCGUAACUCACUUGCACUGGCAUUUUGAAAAACAUGCCAGAUGUUAGGAAAUAAAUCCAUCUUAAAUGGUUUUUCAGUGAUCAGGAGAUCUGAGUUCCAGAGACACUUAUGGGUGCUUGGGAUAGUCAAAGGACAAGGGAAAACGUGUCUAAAAAUUGAGAGAACUAUUUCUGGGUUAUAUAGUCUUAUGCGCAUUUUAUUGUUUUUGAUAAGCUUAGAAGUCAGGUUGUUUGUUUUCAAGAAAUUUUAUAUAUUUACCCAGGUUUUCCAGUAUGCAUUUUGACUUGUGUUUUAAAGUGUUUUAAUUUUUAAAAUUGUGUAACGAUUUAGUCAAGUUUAGCAGGAUUGAUAUUUUACUUCUCAUAGAGGUGACACAGACAUCAGCAGUAGGUCUAGGAAUCUAAUUUAAACUCGUGUCCAGAAGACUCUAUGUAGUAGCAGUAGCUAUAUGCUGACUGACAGACUCUUGUAGGGUUCAUGUGCUAACUGACUGACUGGCUCUAGUAGAGUCUGUAUGCUGAUUGACUGAAAGGAAGUAAACACUCCACAUUUUUUCUUCAGGAGGAAGUUAAUAGACAUUUCUUUUAGAGUAGCAGCCUAAGUUUCAUCAGUUUGUAGAAAAUGAAGGUUGUAUAUCACUUGUAUGACAUUUUGUAAACUCUGCUAAGGAAACGCCUUCUCAAAGCCUGAAAUUAUUAUUCUGCUUGAAGUUAUCCCUUUCAUUCCCCACUUACAGGUAGGGUUUUGCUGUCACCCCCCAUUUCUGAACCUUCUGUGUCCACAGCUUUUGUUCUAUCGCCUGCAGCACUCCCUUGGAUAAUGCCGCUGCUUUUAGUCGGACGUGCGUUUGGCACUCGUUAUUUAAUAGAGAAACAUGCAAACGUAAUUUUACAUUCAAAAUUGAUUUUAAGAGGUUGCAAACUAUUCCUCCCAGUAAGUCUUUCACUGGGGAAUCUAUGACCAGUAAGUCUUUCACUGGAGAAUCUAUGACCAAUAUUUAUCUAUUCAAUGUUUUUGUGUCUGAAUUACUUGUGUACAUUUUUUAAUUGUGUUGAAGUAACAAGAUCAACUCAUUCUGAUGUGGUGAUGGCUUUGCUAUGACAAAAGCAAAGGACCCGAUCAUCAACUGUGCCCUUUUGGAGGGGUUGGGAGUGGGCUGUGUACUACUGGGUUGAAUGGGAAUGGACUGAAUUGGAAACCCAAGCAAUAGAAUUACCUUGCUGAUUUCCUGGGCACAGCUCUGUUGAAAGAAGGAACGUAAGUCCUUAACAGCAUUCUGAUUUAAUCUGGUAACACUUAUAGCAAAAUAUGCCACUCAGAUCCACCUAAGGUGUGUAUAACUGUAUUUGAAAUGUGUUUUGUGUGUGUGUGCAGAAU
Messenger RNA from Pteronotus mesoamericanus, 6959 nucleotides. RefSeq names its product 6-phosphofructo-2-kinase/fructose-2,6-biphosphatase 2 (gene PFKFB2). The transcript has 15 exons. The record is from RefSeq and is a predicted model, not a curated record. The coding region runs from base 149 to 1702 and encodes 517 amino acids. Lineage: Eukaryota; Metazoa; Chordata; Mammalia; Chiroptera; Mormoopidae. Gene Ontology annotation, molecular function: fructose-2,6-bisphosphate 2-phosphatase activity; 6-phosphofructo-2-kinase activity; ATP binding. Gene Ontology annotation, cellular component: cytosol. Gene Ontology annotation, biological process: fructose metabolic process; fructose 2,6-bisphosphate metabolic process.